CCCACCCCCCGCGUCUCCGGGGCCGGUGGCGGCGGCCGGCCGGGGAGGCGGCCUCGGCGCACAGUAAUGGCAGCGCUGUGAGCAGGGGAACGCGAGCUGACAGCAGCCGCCGCCGCCGCCGCCGCCUCCGCCCACCUUCCUCGCCGAGGCUUCGUCUUUCACUCCUUCGGGCUGCCUCCCCCUCCCCUUGUCCCCUGCCCCUUGCCCUGCUUCUGCAGAAGAGCGCUGACCCCUAAGCCCUGCCACCCCCUGGACUGGAUCCCGGGCCUCCCCAACCCGAUCUUGGCCGCCUCUCCCGCGGCCCCAUUUUCCUUCGAAGGAGGGAAGAUUUCAACACUACACUUGCACAAUGUCUUUGAAACCAAGAGUAGUAGAUUUUGAUGAAACAUGGAACAAACUUUUGACGACAAUAAAAGCCGUGGUCAUGUUGGAAUACGUCGAAAGAGCAACAUGGAAUGACCGUUUCUCAGAUAUCUAUGCUUUAUGUGUGGCCUAUCCUGAACCCCUUGGAGAAAGACUUUAUACAGAAACUAAGAUUUUUUUGGAAAAUCACGUUCGGCAUUUGCAUAAGAGAGUUUUGGAGUCAGAAGAACAAGUACUUGUUAUGUAUCAUAGGUACUGGGAAGAAUACAGCAAGGGUGCAGACUAUAUGGACUGCUUAUAUAGGUAUCUCAACACCCAGUUUAUUAAAAAGAAUAAAUUAACAGAAGCGGACCUUCAGUAUGGCUAUGGUGGUGUAGAUAUGAAUGAACCACUUAUGGAAAUAGGAGAGCUAGCAUUGGAUAUGUGGAGGAAAUUGAUGGUUGAACCACUUCAGGCCAUCCUUAUCCGAAUGCUGCUCCGAGAAAUCAAAAAUGAUCGUGGUGGAGAAGACCCAAACCAGAAAGUAAUCCAUGGGGUUAUUAACUCCUUUGUUCAUGUUGAACAGUAUAAGAAAAAAUUCCCCUUAAAGUUUUAUCAGGAAAUCUUUGAGUCUCCCUUUCUGACUGAAACAGGAGAGUAUUACAAACAAGAAGCUUCAAAUUUAUUACAAGAAUCAAACUGCUCACAGUAUAUGGAAAAGGUUCUAGGUAGAUUAAAAGAUGAAGAAAUUCGAUGUCGAAAAUACCUACAUCCAAGUUCAUAUACUAAAGUGAUUCAUGAAUGUCAACAACGAAUGGUAGCAGACCACUUACAGUUUUUACAUGCAGAAUGUCAUAAUAUCAUUCGACAAGAGAAAAAAAAUGACAUGGCAAAUAUGUACGUCUUACUCCGUGCUGUGUCCACUGGUUUACCUCAUAUGAUUCAGGAGCUGCAAAACCACAUCCAUGAUGAGGGCCUUCGAGCAACCAGCAACCUUACUCAGGAUAAUAUGCCAACACUAUUUGUGGAGUCAGUUUUGGAAGUGCAUGGUAAAUUUGUUCAGCUUAUCAACACUGUUUUGAAUGGUGAUCAGCAUUUUAUGAGUGCGUUGGAUAAGGCCCUUACGUCAGUUGUAAAUUACAGAGAACCUAAGUCUGUUUGCAAAGCACCUGAACUGCUUGCUAAGUACUGUGACAACUUACUGAAGAAGUCAGCGAAAGGGAUGACAGAGAAUGAAGUGGAAGACAGGCUCACGAGCUUCAUCACAGUGUUCAAAUACAUUGAUGACAAGGACGUCUUUCAAAAGUUCUACGCAAGAAUGCUGGCAAAACGUUUAAUUCAUGGGUUAUCCAUGUCUAUGGACUCUGAAGAAGCCAUGAUCAACAAAUUAAAGCAAGCCUGUGGUUAUGAGUUUACCAGCAAGCUACAUCGGAUGUAUACAGAUAUGAGUGUCAGCGCUGAUCUCAACAAUAAGUUCAACAAUUUUAUCAAAAACCAAGACACAGUAAUAGAUUUGGGAAUUAGUUUUCAAAUAUAUGUUCUACAGGCUGGUGCGUGGCCUCUUACUCAGGCUCCUUCAUCUACGUUUGCAAUUCCCCAGGAAUUAGAAAAAAGUGUACAGAUGUUUGAAUUAUUUUAUAGCCAACAUUUCAGUGGAAGGAAACUUACAUGGUUACAUUAUCUGUGUACAGGUGAAGUUAAAAUGAACUAUUUGGGCAAACCAUAUGUAGCCAUGGUUACAACAUACCAAAUGGCAGUUCUUCUUGCCUUUAACAACAGUGAAACCGUCAGUUAUAAAGAGCUUCAGGACAGCACUCAGAUGAAUGAAAAGGAACUGACAAAAACAAUCAAAUCAUUACUUGAUGUGAAAAUGAUUAACCAUGAUUCAGAAAAGGAAGAUAUUGAUGCAGAAUCUUCGUUUUCAUUAAAUAUGAACUUUAGCAGUAAAAGAACAAAAUUUAAAAUUACUACAUCAAUGCAGAAAGACACACCACAAGAAAUGGAGCAGACUAGAAGUGCAGUUGAUGAGGACCGGAAAAUGUAUCUCCAAGCUGCUAUAGUUCGUAUCAUGAAAGCACGAAAAGUGCUUCGGCACAAUGCCCUUAUUCAAGAGGUGAUUAGCCAGUCAAGAGCUAGGUUUAAUCCCAGUAUCAGCAUGAUUAAGAAGUGUAUUGAAGUUCUGAUAGACAAACAAUACAUAGAACGCAGCCAGGCGUCGGCAGAUGAAUACAGCUACGUCGCGUGAUGUCGCUCUCCUCCAGCGUGGUGUGAGAAGAUCAUUGCCAUCACCAUUUGGUGUGUUCCUGUGGGAAAAAGCAGGACUGUGCCUCCAUAAUUUGGUCAUUUGGCAGCCCCUGUUUUCUGCUGUUUACAACAUCACCAGUGCCACGUCAUGAGCGUCAAAGAAAAUGCCUAGAGAUAUUUCAAGCUCAUGUCAUUAUGACAUUUCUUAAAACUUUAUUAAAAGAAUGAGUGAAGUAUUGCUGAAAAGUGGAAAUUCGGUUGGGUACCAUGCUUUUUCUCCCCUUCACGUUUGCAGUUGAUGUGUCUUUUUUUUUUUUUUAAUGUAUCUUAAAGGACAUAAAAUUUAAAAACUUAAAUAUUGUAAUAUGACAGAUAACCUAAUAAUUGUAUCUACAUUAAAAUGACAAACAUGAUACUGCUGCUUGUCAAAUAAAAAAAAAAAAUAAAGAAAUAGAAUGCC
Molecule: messenger RNA, 3046 nt
Organism: Pan troglodytes (chimpanzee)
Lineage: Eukaryota; Metazoa; Chordata; Mammalia; Primates; Hominidae
Gene: CUL2
Product: cullin 2
Exons: 22
Coding region: 350-2587 (745 amino acids)
Biological process (GO): ubiquitin-dependent protein catabolic process
Cellular component (GO): cullin-RING ubiquitin ligase complex
Molecular function (GO): ubiquitin protein ligase binding
Source: RefSeq, a predicted model, not a curated record